AUGGCCAAGUCUUCCAAGUCUGCCCCCGCCGCCGUCCCCAAGGUCGAGAAGAAGGAGAAGAAGUCUUCCAAGAAGGAGGAGAAGCCCGCCGCUGUCGCUCCCAAGGCCGAGAAGAAGGAGAAGAAGGAGAAGAAGAGCAAGAAGGCCAAGACCCCCACUCCUCCCCCCAGCUCCAGCUCUGAGUCCGAGUCCGAGUCUGACUCUGACUCUUCCGACUCUGAGUCUGAGGAGGAGAAGCCCGCUGCUGCCCCCGUCGCCGCUGCUAAGGCCGAGUCUUCCGACAGCUCCGACUCUGACUCUUCCGACUCUGACGACGAGGAGGAGGCCCCCAAGGUCGCCGCCAAGGUUGAGGAGAAGAAGGCCGAGUCUUCUUCCGACAGCGACUCUGACUCUGACUCUUCUGACGAGGAGGAGGAGCCCAAGGCUAACGCCAACAAGCGAAAGGCUUCCGAGGAGCCCGCUGCCGCCCCCGUCGAGGCCAAGAAGCCCCGUGCUGACGGUGAGGAUGAGGCUACCACCAACGUCUUUGUUGGACAGCUCUCCUGGAACAUUGACAACGACUGGCUCGCUUCCGAGUUUGAGUCUUGCGGUGAGGUCGUCUCUGCCCGUGUCGUUUUCGACCGUGACACCCAAAAGUCCCGAGGUUUCGGUUACGUCGAGUUUGCCAACCUCGAGGCUUCCGCCAAGGCCCUCGAGAAGGACGGUGCCGAGGUUGACGGCCGAAACAUCCGGGUCAACUACGCUACCAAGCGUGACAACAACCAGGCCGCUGACAAGCGUGCCAAGGUCUUCAACGACAAGCAGUCCCCUCCCGCCGAGACCCUCUGGGUCGGCUCCCUCUCUUUCAACGUCACUGAGGACCAGGUCUACGAGGCUUUCGGUGCCCACGGUGACGUCCAGUCCGUCCGUCUCCCUACCGACCGUGAGACUGGUGCCCCUAAGGGCUUCGGUUACGUCCAGUUUGCUUCUAUCGACGAGGCUACUGCCGCUCUCAAGGCUUUGAACGGUCAGGAGAUCGCUGGCCGAGCUAUACGAUGUGACUUUGCUCCUCCCAAGCAGGAGAACGGUGACCGGGGAGGCUUUGGCGGCGGCCGAGGGGGCUUCGGAGGGCGAGGGGGCGGCAGGGGAGGAGGCUUCGGAGGGCGAGGGGGAGCCAGGGGAGGCGGACGAGGGGGGUUCCAGGACCGUGGACGAGGGGGUGGUAGGGGACGAGGUGCUCCUAGGUCUGGUGGGGCGAGGACCGGUGGAAUUCAGGAGGCGCAAGGUAGCAAGGUCACUUUCGACUAA
Cryptococcus wingfieldii CBS 7118 is the source of this 1287-nucleotide messenger RNA. Its product is annotated as nucleolin. The record is from RefSeq and is a predicted model, not a curated record. Gene Ontology annotation, molecular function: mRNA binding. The transcript has 4 exons. NCBI's taxonomy places the organism in Eukaryota, Fungi, Basidiomycota, Tremellomycetes, Tremellales, Cryptococcaceae. Gene Ontology annotation, cellular component: cytosol. Bases 1 to 1287 code for a protein of 428 amino acids.